Messenger RNA from Nylanderia fulva, 642 nucleotides. The record is from RefSeq and is a predicted model, not a curated record. NCBI's taxonomy places the organism in Eukaryota, Metazoa, Arthropoda, Insecta, Hymenoptera, Formicidae.
AUGUUUUGCAAAUUCUAUGUGAAAUCCAGAUUCGUUUCUACACCACAUUUGAAUGUUUCGAGCAUCAUCAUCAAACGUAAUAGGUAUGGUAUGGAGCUAGGCAUUGACCACAAAACUGUUUUGAACCAUUUACACAAAGCUGGCUACAAAAAGAAGCUCGAUGUAUGGGUUCCUCAUGAGUUGAGCGCAAAAAACAUGAUAGACCGAAUUAACAUCUGCGAUGCGCUGCUGAAACGCAAUGAAAUCGAGCCAUUUCUGAAACGUGUCAUAACCGGUGAUGAAAAAUGGAUCACGUACGACAAUCGGAAGCGUCAAAGAUCGUGGAUAAGGGAUGAUGUUGUCUUCCAUCAUGACAACGCCCGACCACACACUUCUUUGAUGACCCGUCAAAAAUUGCGAGAGCUUGGUUUGGAAGUUUUGAUGCAUCCACCGUAUAGUCCAGACAUAGCACCCUCUGACUAUCACUUAUUCCGAUCUCUGCAGAACUUUCUCAAUGGAAUUAAGUUGCUUUCAAAGAAGCCUGUGAAACAACUUGAUUCAGUUUUUCAACCAGAAAUCACAGAAGUUCUUCACCGAUGGCAUCAUGGCUCUACCCGAAAAAUGGCGAACAUUGUCGAUAAUAAUGGAACAUAUUUGGUUUAA